This is a messenger RNA of Mixia osmundae IAM 14324, 1392 nucleotides long. RefSeq lists its product as uncharacterized. Gene Ontology annotation, molecular function: metal ion binding; GTPase activator activity. The transcript has 8 exons. Bases 1 to 1392 code for a protein of 463 amino acids. NCBI's taxonomy places the organism in Eukaryota, Fungi, Basidiomycota, Mixiomycetes, Mixiales, Mixiaceae. The record is from RefSeq and is a predicted model, not a curated record. Gene Ontology annotation, cellular component: Golgi apparatus. Gene Ontology annotation, biological process: intra-Golgi vesicle-mediated transport; endocytosis; endoplasmic reticulum to Golgi vesicle-mediated transport.
AUGUGUCAGACUAGUAGUCAACAGACCAGCCUUAUUCGAGCUCUGGGGAUUGCCCUCACGAAGCGAGUGCAGCCUCUGACGAGGCGUCAGUGGAGCGGGUACGCCACAGGAACGGUCGAGCUCGAAUGGGAUCCUGUCUCGAUUGCAAGAGCGAGACGAGUCGCUAUCGCGCGAUCGCUGCAGAGAUCCUCUGUCCGAUCGCUCACAAGGCCGAUCGGAGCGAUGGAAAGACCUCUCUGCGGGGCCUCCUGCUCUGCGACCAUGUCAAGGCUGGCACGGGAUGACAAGGCGCUCAACGCGAAACAUGCAGAGAUCUUGCGUGCCCUCGUCAAACGGCCCGACAACAAGAUCUGCUCAGACUGCAAGCGCAACGACGCAAGGUGGGCAUCCACCAAUCUCGGCGUUUUCUUCUGCAUACGUUGCUCGGGCAUCCAUCGCGGCAUGGGCGUCCACAUCUCGCGAGUCAAGUCGGUAGAUCUAGACACAUGGACUCCAGAACAGAUACAGAACGUUCAAAGAUGGGGCAAUAAGCGCGCCAACAGGUACUGGGAGGCCCACCUCAGAGCGGGUCAUCAGCCGCCUGAACAUAAGAUGGAGUCGUUUAUUCGAUCAAAAUACGAAUCUAAGCGAUGGGCAAUGGAAGGGCCUGUGCCUGAGCCAGAGACCCUGGAUGAUGGUAGCAGUCCUGCCCAAGCAGCCCCACAGAGCCUGCCAUCGACACGGACAGCCGGCUCCUCGCAGCCUGCGCGAACAACUGCGCCAGCCGCCCGAGCCAACAUAACGCCCUUUUUCGAUCUCAUGGACGAAGCACCCGCCCCGCCCGUGCAGCCAAGUCAGCCUGCGCCUGUUCGAGCGACCGCGUUGUCAAGUGCAACGGCACCUCAGACAACCCCCGCUGCCACCGCGCCUGCUCCUCAGCCUGCCCAGCCUGUCCGGAAGGAUAAAGCUGACAUCUUGUCGCUCUUCGGUAGCGCGCCGAGCAAGCCCGCAUCAGCACAGAAUGCCCAUGCUGAUGCCUUCCAGAAUAUGUCAAUCUCUAGCAAGGCAGUAGCACCUCCUUCGAGCGGACUGGACGAUCUUUGGGGACCUUCAGUCUCUGCUACAUUCAAUCACCCAACUCAUACUGCGUCAUCCCAUUCGAGCGGAUUCGGUGACUUUAGCUCCACCGGGUUCGGUGCCCCUGCGCCCAAACCCGCUGCCGCGCCGCCGAAGGAUCUCUUUGGAGCUUCAGAUGUAUGGGGCUCAACGCAGGAAGCAACACCUACGAGCCCGCCUGCUGCCCGAGCAUCGCUUGAACAGCGCGCCCCGGCUAAUGACGUCUGGGCCAACUCGACGCCGACAAAGACGAGUCAGCAGACGCCGGCGUCGCUAUUUGACAAUGCAUGGGCAUGA